Linnemannia hyalina is the source of this 1722-nucleotide messenger RNA. The record is from the annotation of a GenBank genome assembly. NCBI's taxonomy places the organism in Eukaryota, Fungi, Mortierellomycota, Mortierellomycetes, Mortierellales, Mortierellaceae.
AUGAAAGGAUUCGCAAGUGAGGGCCAGUGUCAGGGUCCCAAGAACAGGACUCUGUUCAUUUUGGUCGCCAUCAUCCUCGUCUCUGCCUGGACCCUUCUCGCCAGCAUGGAUCUUGCCGGCUUCCAACUUGACUCCUCCGACAGUUACAAUAACGUUGGCUUACACCAGGACCAGAUCACGAUCCCUCACCAACAACAACAACCACUCAACCCUGACACAGACACAAACACAAACGACGACUACAAUGACAACAACGACGAUGCACCGCCCUCGACGGAACCAUUAACGCCGGAGCUAAAGCCUGCAGUCUCCAACCUCGACCCAAACACCAAAUAUUUCUCCUUCCUCACCUUUGGCGGCCUCACCAACCAAUUCAUCGCCCUCCAAAAUGCGGCCUAUAUCGCCCACAAACUGAACCGGACCCUUAUUCUCCCACCCAUCAUCUCCAACUCGCACGACCAUAAAAACACACACCAGCGAUGGUCCCAGUACAUGAACCUCCCUAAACUGACCCAACUCACGGGGCUGCAAGUCGUUGAAUGGUCGGAGGUCCGGCCUCUCACCGAGGCGCAACGUCAGGUUGGAUUGGAUCAGGCUUUGGAGUCGACGCAUCUUUGGGGGCCAUACCAUUCCGAGAUAGAACCCUGGGCGGCUGUUGCGGAGAAUAUGACCUGUCAGAUUGUGUAUGGGUUUGGUCGUCCGGAGGUCGAUAUCAAUUUUUCGGCACAAAACUUCAUGUUUCAUUUCCUGAUCCGCCCCGUCUUUGUCCCUCCUGUUGCCCCACGCCCCGAUGGACCCGUCUACGACCGCCAGAGACUUGUUUACGACAACAAGGAACCCGACGACCUGGUUAUCGUCGAAGACCUCCUGGACCGGUAUAGCGACUUUGACGGUCGUUCGCCUGAAGACGUCGCGGCGGGCAAGGCCGAUGUGCUCUUCUUGAGCCACACAUUCAAGAUCAAGUCCGUCCAGCGUGGAGGUGUUUAUUGGAAGGAGUUCGGCAAGAGCAUGCAUUUCGAGCCCAAGGUGAUAGAGUAUGCGACCCUGCGGAUGAACGAGGAGAUCAAGGGCGACCGCGACAUCGAGGUCCUGCCCAAUAACGAUCCCGAAGAAGUCGAACUCACCGAAAGCGAGCACCAGAACCCAGUCUCAGAAAAUGGAACCCUGGUCACAGACAUCCAAGCACCCACCACACGGAUCCCUCACAUCGCCGUCCACCUCCGUCGCGGCGACAUCUGGACCAAAUGCCGCGGUGCCAAAGAGCCCUUCGAGAACUGUGUCCUCCCGAUGGAACUAUACGCAAACGCCGUGGAACGCGCCCGAGAAUACGCCGCCAACUCUCUGGGACUUGUCUCCCACCUCCCCGUCGUCGUCACAACCGACUCGACAUCCGAAGACGAUUUCGCAAAGAUUAAGGAACUCGGCUGGCACCGUCUGGACCAUGAGAAAUACGGCACGGCCGACAUCUGGGGAACGUUUGGCCCCGCGAUGGUGGACGCUGCGAUUCUGGCGCAUGCAGACGUGUUGGUGGGAAGUUCGGUAUCGACGAUGAGUCGGAUUGCAGGGUUGCGACAGAAGGGUUGGUAUGGCCACGAGUCAUUCUUUCCUUCGUGGAAGGAUCGUGCAGAGGAAAAGCAGAGAAGAAGAGCCAUUAUGAAGAGGCGGUUGGAGACCGAGUGGGAGCGUGACGAUCUCAACGGCGAGAUCCUCAUGGUCUACUAA